AUUUUUAUUUUUUCAGUUUCAGAAUUUUUGAAGAGAGAGAAGAAGAAGAAUCGACAAUGGGGAAAGAGCUGAGCGGCGAUCAAGUUUCCUCCAUGAAGGAGGCCUUUACGCUAUUCGACACCGACGGCGACGGCAAGAUCGCCUCUUCCGAACUGGGUAUCUUGAUGCGAUCCCUUGGUGGAAACCCUACCCAAGCCCAACUCAAGCAAAUAGUCACCGAGGAAAAGCUCUCCUCACCUUUUGAUUUCCCCCGAUUCCUCGAACUCAUGUCUAAGCACCUCAAACCCGAGCCAUUUGAUCGGAUGCUUCGCGACGCCUUUAAGGUCCUCGAUAAGGAAGGUACUGGCUUUGUCGUUGUUUCAGAUCUAAGGCACAUUCUUACAAGUAUCGGUGAGAAAUUGGACCCGGCUGAGUUCGAUGAGUGGAUCAGAGAGGUAAAUGUUGGAUCUGAUGGAAAGAUCCGGUAUGAGGAGUUUAUUGCUAGGAUGGUUGCAAAAUGAUCUCAGGGUAGUUCGAUGGAGAGGUGUAUCUCAUUUGCUACCUACCUUUAUGUUGCCAUUCUUCUUUGUUUUCAGUUUUUUCUAAUCUUCUGGCCUAUAUGGAUCGAGUUUGCGGUUAGGGUUAUGUUGUAGGCAAGAGAGCCUUCUUGUUUGGAGUAGUUAUUGCAAAAAAGGUUCUUGUUGUUUUCUCCCUUGAAUGUAUAGAUCAGCUCAAUUAUGUUGUUUACUUUUGAAAUUGUGCUGCUACUAUCAAAGUUAUUAGUUUAUGUCGCAUUUUUUUAAGGUUGUGUUUUCCAUUUAUGUUUAAGGUUGAUUGAAUAUUCAUUUAGUGUCACGUUAUAUUGCAAUAUUCAUUUAAAGGUUAUGGGGUU
Impatiens glandulifera is the source of this 871-nucleotide messenger RNA. Its product is annotated as probable calcium-binding protein CML13. Lineage: Eukaryota; Viridiplantae; Streptophyta; Magnoliopsida; Ericales; Balsaminaceae. Gene Ontology annotation, molecular function: calcium ion binding. The record is from RefSeq and is a predicted model, not a curated record. Gene Ontology annotation, cellular component: myosin II complex. The coding region runs from base 57 to 500 and encodes 147 amino acids. The transcript has 2 exons.